AUGCUCCUCACCUUGAAGCCUUUCAAGGACGGAUCACCCCAUGGCGUCGUCUCGCCCGGGGUUACCUCCGCCCGCCUCCCUCGCCUUACCGCCUCCCGACGCCGCCUUCACCAUGACUCCGGCCACCCAACACCGCCCCGCCGUCCCGCCCCGCCCCCGCGACCGACCCACGAUGACGCUUCUCAGCAUUACUGGCAGGCCCGCGCCGAGGAGGAUCGGAGACGACAGGAGGAGGAGAGAACCCGUCAGGAAACCCUGCGUCUGGAACAGCGUCGCGUCGAACAAAGCAUGCUCCGCGACUCCCUCCAGGCGGGCGUCCCCCCGCACAUGGUGCCGCUCAUUUUCGCCGGUCUCAACCCCGGCGCAGCGGCCCCGACCCUACUGGAGUGGUCCCACCCCUACCCCCCGCAGCUGACCCCGACGGCCCGCGCUCCCGCCGCCCCGCCCUCGCUCUCCCUCUCGCCCCGAUCUCCCCCGCGCCGGUCCUCCCACCUGCGCCGCGAAUCGCGCUCCGCUCUCCCGCAUCACACCUACCCGGGUCCACCGCCGCCGCCUGUUCGUGCCCCGGGCGUCCUCCUCUCGCAGCCCCUGUCGUCCUCCACUGCCGUGUCUCCGACUCCGUCGUCCCUCGGUCGUCCGACCCCCGCCGGCGGGGCCCCCGAAUCCCGCGCCGGAUCCCGCGCCCCCUCGACGGACGGCCCGGCGCCCUCGCGGCCCAUCAACCUCAGCCACGUGCACUACGCUCCGGGGUCCUCCGUCCCGUCCACCCACUCCAGCCCGGGCCCGGCGGACAGUGCCCACCCGCGCCAGUCUCCGCCCGCCCUCUACUUCCACCACUGGGUUCCCCCGGGGCACUCGCUACCUCACCCACCGUCCGGCCGCACCCACCCCGAGUCCCCGGGGACCUCUAGCUCCCGGCGGUUCGAGCAUCCGAGCUCGCCGGGCCGGAAGCGCAAGGCGUCUGGACCUCACCCGCCGGUGCCCCCGCCCUCCAUGCGUCUCUCGGCGAGCCCAGCGCGGGAGGCCUCCCGCACGAGGCCCCCCGAGGUGUCUAGUCCGGCGUGGGAUCGCCGUCGGACCGAGGACCUCGAACGCCCGCGAGACCCGCCUCCACCUCGGCCCCGCGUCUCGCCGCCGGCGCCGCCGGCCCACCGACCGCCGGCUACGAGCCCCGAAACUGCGCCCCGUGAACGCGACCCGAGGAGCCCUCGACCGGCUGUCCAGCACUUCCAGCACGCCCCCGCCUCAGCAGAACCGGGGGAGGACCGACCCCGACCCGGCGCGUGAUGCAUGCUGAUGACAUUUCCAUUCUUUCUUCCCUCAUCUUCUCUUUCUGUGACCUCCCUCCUCGAAUCCAUCCCAUACCCCAACCAUCGGUACAUCCGCGAUGUACCCCGCCUCGACUGGUUCGCGGCACAGACAAACCACGGUAGAGGGUGGAUAUGGAUCAUCCAACAGCGGGAAUGUUGGAUGAACAAUAUAUAUAGAUUGUUUCUUUAGACGGUACAACCUUAUAAACGCGGUUGACGGAUGGGUAUCGCAAUAGCAUGCAUGAUCGGUCGUUGACCGCUCGCUUUCAUCCUUGAAGGAGGGGGCGUUGUAUUGGAAGUAGAUUAGACGAGCUCGACUGUUGAAUCUGGACGGUGAUUCUCUGUUUGGGAAAGGAGUGCUUGAUUACUUUCGAUCUGU
Molecule: messenger RNA, 1689 nt
Organism: Aspergillus campestris IBT 28561
Lineage: Eukaryota; Fungi; Ascomycota; Eurotiomycetes; Eurotiales; Aspergillaceae
Exons: 2
Coding region: 1-1287 (428 amino acids)
Source: RefSeq, a predicted model, not a curated record